ACUCCCACUCAUUCUUCACUGUCCACUCCAAAGCAUUUCAUAGAAACCCUUCUUCAUUCUAUAGCUCUUCCCCUUCUCCAUCCUCUUAAGUUCUUCGUUUGAAGCUAUUUGUGUAGUUAGAGAUGGCUCUAGGGAUGAGAGGAUUGUUGGGUUUGUUUGAUUGCUUGUUGGUGGUCAUAGUCUUGAUCAAUACGGCCAAGGCAGAGCCACAAGUUCCAUGCUACUUCAUCUUCGGGGACUCUUUGGUCGACAACGGCAACAACAAUCAGCUUUCAUCGCUCGCUAGAGCCAACUACUUGCCCUAUGGGAUCGACUUUGCCGGGGGGCCCACCGGGCGCUUCUGCAACGGCAAAACCACAGUCGAUGUGAUCGCUGAGCUUCUUGGGUUCGACGAUUACAUCCCACCCUACGCAACCGCGAGUGGUGAAAUCAUUAUGAAGGGAGUGAAUUAUGCGUCUGCUGCUGCUGGUAUUCGACCGGAAACCGGGCAACAACUUGGAGGCAGGAUUAGCUUUGCUGGGCAGGUCCAAAAUUACCAGAACACAGUGUCUCAGCUGGUGAACAUACUGGGGGAUGAGGACACGGCCGCGAAUUACCUGAGCAAAUGUAUCUACUCGGCCGGAAUGGGAAGCAACGACUACCUAAACAACUACUUCAUGCCUCAGUAUUACUCGACGAGUCGACAAUUCACACCAGAAGAAUAUGCCGAUGAGCUCAUUGAGCAGUACUCUCAGGGACUGAGGGCUUUGUACAACUAUGGAGCGAGGAAGGUGGUGCUGAUUGGGGUGGGCCAAAUAGGCUGCAGCCCGAACGAAUUGGCUCAGAACAGCGCCGACGGUGCCACCUGCGUACAGAGGAUCAACGCGGCCUGCCAAAUAUUCAACAACAAGCUCAAGUCCCUAGUCGACCAGUUCAACAACAACUUCGCCGAUGCUCACUUCAUCUAUGUUGACGCCUAUGGAAUUUUCCAGGAUUUGAUUGAAAGACCAGCCGCUUUCGGCUUCAGAGUGACGAAUGCAGGGUGCUGUGGAGUUGGGAGGAACAAUGGGCAAAUUACAUGUUUGCCCCUCCAAACGCCAUGCGAGAACAGGGAGCAGUACUUGUUCUGGGACGCGUUCCACCCCACGGAGGCAGCCAAUGUGGUCGUCGGGAGAAGAUCUUACAGCGCGGAGUCCCCUUCGGACGCUUACCCGAUCGAUAUUCGCCGCCUUGCUCAGAUCUGAAAUCACAAAUCGAGACGGCGUUUUCAAUUUUAUUUCUUUUUCUGAAUUCACUACAUUAUCAUUAUAAAUCUUGUUGGUAAGAUAAACUUAUGUGGGGUCUCAUCAAGGAUAUGUAUUUUAUAGUGAAUGAUGAUAAAUGUACGAUUUUGGGAUUUAAGCCUUUGGUAUGAA
Molecule: messenger RNA, 1394 nt
Organism: Punica granatum (pomegranate)
Lineage: Eukaryota; Viridiplantae; Streptophyta; Magnoliopsida; Myrtales; Lythraceae
Source: RefSeq, a predicted model, not a curated record